Messenger RNA from Caenorhabditis remanei, 234 nucleotides. RefSeq lists its product as uncharacterized. Bases 1 to 234 code for a protein of 77 amino acids. NCBI's taxonomy places the organism in Eukaryota, Metazoa, Nematoda, Chromadorea, Rhabditida, Rhabditidae. The transcript has a single exon. The record is from RefSeq and is a predicted model, not a curated record.
AUGGAACUUGGUUUUACUGCUCCACGUUCUAAUGCUGCUUUGAUCGCGACGGAUGCAAGUUCUGGUGCAGUAACUGAUGCAAGCGAUGAGCGGAACGAUCCGAUUGGAGUACGGGCGGCUCCAACAAUGAAGGCGUCUUUGUUGGAAAGAGCUGCGGAAGUGGUGAAUCCACGACGAAGAGCGUGUCCAGCCGAUGAGAGCAUCCUGAAAAAGUGCAAAAGAUUAAUCUUUUGA